Polychytrium aggregatum is the source of this 2397-nucleotide messenger RNA. Its product is annotated as COG4 transport protein-domain-containing protein. The coding region runs from base 1 to 2397 and encodes 798 amino acids. Lineage: Eukaryota; Fungi; Chytridiomycota; Chytridiomycetes; Polychytriales. The record is from RefSeq and is a predicted model, not a curated record. The transcript is spliced from 9 exons.
AUGACAACAACGACGGACCACCGCACCGCACCCCACGUCGCUCGUCUCGACACAUCAGCCAAAGAACCUGUCGAUACCGUGGCGACAGAGAAGGCCGAGGCUGAUCUCGAGAUCGACGGCGAGGAAGCAGCCGCGCCUCUCCAGUCGCUGCCGCUCAAAGAUCUGAUGCAGCUCACCGAUAUCGAGAACAUUGUUCAGCAGCUGCGGAUUAUCCAGGAGGAGGAGUCGCAGCUCGACAACUCGCUGGAUGCGUUCCUGCAAGAAAAGCCGUCCAGAAUCAAGGCAGCCCUCCAGCCGAUAGAGCCGCUUGGCCAUGCGGUUGUUCAGCUCAAGAGCCAGGCGUCGGUCCUGGCCGAGCGCAUCCACCGUACAACCCAUCUGGCGGACCGCAUUUCCUCAAAGGUCCGAGAGCUGGAUCUUGAGCAGUCCAACAUCCAGAAGACGAUUCAGGUCGUCAAUGAUCUACAGGAUCUCAAGCAAUGUGCGGCUGGAGCCAAAGCUGCGAUGGACCAGCAUGAUUACGACCAGGCAGCGCGAUUUGUAUCAAAAUACCUUGGGUUCGAUGCCAGUAUCAAGUCGUCCCCCAUUCUGGAGAGCCCAUAUCUGUAUCCACCGCUUCAAGGUCGGGACUACAGCGUCCCCGAUGAAUCGGUCGCCACUGCCAACUCGACGAGCCAAACGAGCCCCGCCGCAACAAUGAAGGAUAUCCGGUCAAAGCUACUGGCAAUCUUUGUCGAGGGAUUUGACGGUGCCAUGCUGAAGCAGGAAGAUGCCGAGAUUGUCAAGUAUUUCAAGUGGUUUUCGUUGAUUGGAGAAGCCCCGCUUGGGUUGGACCGCUACUCGUCGUAUCUGUGCAGCGGAAUCAGACGAAAGUGCCAGGAUGCCAUCAAGUCGUCACUGGAUGGAUCGUCGCAGUUCUCGGAUUUGCUGACGUUUCUGUUUGAAAGCAUUGCCAACAUUGUCGACCGACAGGAGACUUUCAUAACGCAGUUCGGCGGCCCCGGCGCGAUGCUUCAAAUCACCAACCGUCUCGAACGCGAAGCCAAUGUCCAGAGCGCCAUUUUGUUUGAGCAGUUUUUCGAAAAGAGGCAAGUCCAGCGCAAGGUACAGGAGGUCCAAAAGAAAGGAAAGUUCCCUCUCAAUCUAAGCGACAUCAACGUCGAAGUACGUGAGGUCGAUCUCAUUUUGAAUGAGAUGGCGAUCGCGCGCCAAAGGGCCGGUUUGUUCAAACGAUUCAUUGAGACACGAACACAGAUUUAUGGCGAGCAAGCCGCAACGGUCCCAAGCCAGGCAUCCGACCAAGGCGGUGCAGGACACAGUAUUGGAACCCUCAGUCAAAAGCUCUCGAAUAUGAUGAGCGCCUUUCAGAUUCUGGAUGAGUACUUCAUCCGCAAUCGAAUUGAAAAGGCUCUCAAAAUCGACGAAUACGAAACAGGCAGCGCAAUAUCUACUUGCGUGGACGAUGUUUUCUACAUCAUCCGCAACUGUUUCAGCCGAGUUGUCAGCACCCACGACGCACGGGCACUUGGGGAGUUUGUCAAAUCCACGAGCCAUGUGAUUGAGAUGGACUAUAUCACCAACCUGCAAAAGAAGCUCGUCAAUGGCCUUGGGAGCCAGGUUGUCGGACAAAACGACAAGGACCGUCUGGGAUAUAUGGUACGGCAACGAUCGCCUCGAAAGCUCCCUCGCAUCACCCUAAAUAACCUUGAUGUUAGCCGCGAUUAUCUUGUCAAGAUCAUGCACGAACUCGAGCAGCAGGUCGACCAAACCCACGGCCCAGGCUCCUCGGGCAGCGCGGAUCUCGAGCGUAUGAAGAAGCAUAUGGGCGGUUUUGUCGACUGCUGCAACUUGUUCAAGACGGUGCUGCAGACAUGGAUCGACAAUCUCUUCAACCAACUGGUCAAGCCCAAGAUCAAGCCACUCCUUACGGACAUGUAUCAAACCUACAGAUAUAACCUGACCGAAGACGAGUACCGGUCCUACGACACGAGCGAGGAGGCGCAGUUCAAGUUCCAGUCUGCCAUGAGCAAGUUGAUGCAGCCGUUCAGGUCGACGCUGACUGCAGGCAACCUCAACCAACUGAUGACACACGUCGUCGAGGUGCUAGCCAAGGAAUGGGAGCGCAUCCUCAUGAACAUGAAGUUUACUCUGCUUGGUGGCCUGCGGUACGAAAAGGAUCUCCGGGCCAUCACUGCCUUCCUUCUGGCUCAAACCUCCGCCGGCAGCGGAAUCGGCAAUGCGCCGCAUCGCGAGAAGCUUUCGCGGCUCUAUCAGAUCUCCAAUCUGAUGAACCUCGAGAGCCCUGGUGAAAUUUACGACUGCUGGGGACCCAAGAUGGGCCCAAUGGCGUGGAGAAUGACUGGUGCGGAAAUCCGAAGAGUCCUGUCGCUGAGGUAA